UCCGUGACCGCAGUAACCGGGUCUCCAUGGAAACGCAAUACAAACUACCACUGUGGGGAGUCGGUUUUAUUUCUGCUUUUUCACGUCAGCUCGAUAGAAAUGCCUCAAAGCGCCGGGUCAUCAUCUGGGAAACUGUCGGGCAGCAGCGGUUUGUCUCGCCGCUAUCGCAGACGGGCCCACACCUCUCAUGUGGACGAGACCCUUUUUGGGACCCCCAAACAGCAUUCUGCUGCUGAUAUAAAAGAUGAUGCUGAAGGCAGAGGCGUGAGGUCAAGGUCACUGUCGCGCUCGGCUCCUGCAACCAAAGAGCCAGAAACAGUCCGCAUCAUCACUAAAGACCUCAUCAGAGACCUCAGAAUCCCAAGUGAGGACCCAUCUGGACAGUCUGUCAUCCUGUCCUCGGCUCAGUUCAGGCGGAUUAUGGUGGAGUCUCAUGUCCCCAGUGAAGAGGAGAAAGCAGCUGUGCUGGAGGCCCAACGCCAAGCCUGUGAAGAAGCUAUAGAUUCAGCAGAGCAGAGAAAAGCACAGAUGCGUCAGGCGGACCUCUCUCGGCAGAAGAACCAGAGCCUCAGUGAGCUCGAGAUAGAGGCGAGGGACCGCGCUCAGUACCUGUUGGAACGAGCCAACACCCUGAGAAUGGAACAAGAGGACGAAGUCAAGAAGCUUAAUGAGUUGAUUCAGAAAGUGCAGUGCCACGUUGUCCGGGAUGCGCAGAUUGAGGAGAAGAAACAGAACCGCGCAAAGUGGCUGGAGGAGGAGAAAAGGCUGGAUGCCAUCAUGGAGGUGGAGCGUCGCCGGGCCUUAGAAACUCAGGAACAAAUCGAACAACUGCGCAAAGAGCAGAUGAUUCACGGGAAGCUGCGCGUCCUCGACCAGAUCCAGAUGCGUCUGGAGGAGAAAAUGCUUCAGGAUGAGAUGAAGGAGCAGGAGGGUCAGCAGUUGCUGGAAAACAUGGAAAAGAUGCAGAUGGAGGAGAUCAAGGUCAUUGAAAGGAAGAAAGAGGAGCAGAGGAAUUUGCUUCGGGAGAUUCAGAGGAUAAAUGAGGAGAACCUGCUUGCUAAAGAGCAGAGAAAGGAAGAAGAGAGAUUAGCAGAUCUGCGUGCUGUAGAGUAUACAACCAAGAAGUUGGAACGAGAGGCAGAGUUUGAAGCUGAGCAGAUACGAAUCAAGAAAGAAAAAGAGAAGGAAGUGGCGCGACUGAGAGCUCUUCAAGAACGGGAUAGAGACCAUAAAGCUGAGCAGGAUGAGAUCAGGGCACGGAGGAACCAGGAAGCGGCUGCGAGGGAAUGGAGAAGAAAAGAGAAAGAGCAGGCUAAGAAAAAGCUGGAAGAGGAAGAGAAGCUAAAGGCUGCUCGCUUGGUGCAAGUCACUCAUAAGGAGCACUUGCUGUCCAUUGAAGCUGGACGAGAGAGAGCAGAGUUUGAGAGGGUCCUGAGGGCACAGCAGGAUCUCAUUGAGAAAGAACGAGAAAAAGAGGAGCAGCGGCGUCAACACAUCCAAAGGCAUGCUGAGGCUGUGAGGCAGCAGGUACGGGAGAGAGAAGCGCAGGCCGUCAGCCAGCGCAGAGAGAUGUUUCGAGAGGGGGAACGGCUGGAAGAGGAGGCGCGCAGUCGCAGAGCCCGACUGGACGAGAUCAAAGAAAAGAAGCUAAGGGAACUCAGGGCAGCUGGGCUCUCAGACAAGUACUGCAAGCAAGUGGAGCGUAAAGUUCAAGCUCUUCCAUCUCUUUCAAACUGAGGAGCAAGAGAAAUGGAGGCUAUGUCUAACUAAUACAAUCAGAAAAAUAUGUGGUUUGUCUGGACAAGUA
This is a messenger RNA of Pimephales promelas (fathead minnow), 1807 nucleotides long. It is a transcript of the gene cfap45, whose product is annotated as cilia and flagella associated protein 45. Lineage: Eukaryota; Metazoa; Chordata; Actinopteri; Cypriniformes; Leuciscidae. The record is from RefSeq and is a predicted model, not a curated record.